AUGUACAUAGCACACGAGGCUUCCACGAUAUACAGAUGUUCGUUGAGUAUUGCCUUCUGCUGUCACAAUACGAGGCCCGUACGCAUCAGAACUCGCUUGCCUCAAAAGGUGGCCAACGUCAAAGAGGACCUGAUCAACAUCAUGCGUCAGCCUUUCCCUUCCCCCGCCGCCAAGUCGACCACGUAA
Molecule: messenger RNA, 186 nt
Organism: Mixia osmundae IAM 14324
Lineage: Eukaryota; Fungi; Basidiomycota; Mixiomycetes; Mixiales; Mixiaceae
Exons: 3
Coding region: 1-186 (61 amino acids)
Source: RefSeq, a predicted model, not a curated record